AUGCUUUGGGAUCUUAAUGAAGGCAAACAUCUUUACACUUUGGGUGGAAAUGAUGUAAUAAAUGCUUUGGCAUUUUCUCCAAAUCGUUAUUGGCUUUGUGCUGCUGUUGGCCCAGUUGUUAAAAUUUGGGAUCUUGAAGACAAAACUGUUGUGGAUGAAUUGAAGCUUGAUAUUGCAACAGCUACAACAGGAAAGAAGCAACCAUCACCUCCACAAUGUACAUCACUUGCUUGGUCUUUGGAUGGUCAAACUUUGUUUGUUGGGUAUACAGACAAUCUUAUCCGUGUUUGGCGUGUUUCUGCUCGUUAA
This is a messenger RNA of Meloidogyne enterolobii, 309 nucleotides long. The record is from the annotation of a GenBank genome assembly. Lineage: Eukaryota; Metazoa; Nematoda; Chromadorea; Rhabditida; Meloidogynidae.